Messenger RNA from Prorocentrum cordatum, 243 nucleotides. The record is from the annotation of a GenBank genome assembly. Lineage: Eukaryota; Dinophyceae; Prorocentrales; Prorocentraceae.
AUGGCCGUGCUGGAGGGCGGGGUGCGCCACGUGCUGCCCGUGCGCGGGCUCGCCGGGCGGCCGUGCGGGCUGGUGCCGAUCGACGGGCCGUGCAGGGCCUCGACGGCGGGCCUCCGGUGGGACGUCCAGGACGCCGAGCUCCGCUUCGGCGCCCUGGUCUCCACGUCCAACGCGGUGGAGGGGGCGGAGGUCGAGGUCUACGCCACGGGGCCCUUGCUCUGGACCCUGGCGCUGGAGGAGUGA